Molecule: messenger RNA, 1758 nt
Organism: Neltuma alba
Lineage: Eukaryota; Viridiplantae; Streptophyta; Magnoliopsida; Fabales; Fabaceae
Product: UDP-glycosyltransferase 75C1-like
Exons: 1
Coding region: 79-1563 (494 amino acids)
Molecular function (GO): quercetin 3-O-glucosyltransferase activity; quercetin 7-O-glucosyltransferase activity
Source: RefSeq, a predicted model, not a curated record
UUCAGAUCAUCACGUCGGACCUCCAAAUUAAUCAUUCCCAGUUUGAAGCCUUCCCCACGCGCCGCGACUACUGAAACCAUGGCGCAACCGCUGCAACACUUCCUGAUCGUUGGGUUCCCGGCGCAAAGCCACCUGAACCCUACUCUCCAGUUCGCCAAGCGACUUAUUGGCGUCGGUGCGCGCGUGACUCUUCUCACCACCGUCUCCAUGCACCGUCGUAUCAUCCACAAACCCAUCAUUGACGGCCUCGCUUUCGCUACCUUCUCCGACGGCUACGAUGACGGUUUUGCCAACACCCCUGACGACGCCAUAGUCUCCGUCUUCAUAUCUGAAAUGAAACGUCGCGGACAACAAGCUGUUGCCAAUCUCAUCAUGGCCUCCAAAUCCAAUGGAGGUGGAACUACUUUCACGUGCUUAAUAUACACUAUCUUUGUUCCUUGGGCUGCAGAGGCAGCGCGUUCACUUAACGUGACGUCAGCGCUGCUUUGGAUUCAACCGGCCGCCGUGCUGGACAUAUUCUAUUACUACCUGAGGGGUUACCGAGACUACAUUGACACCCAAAGCGAAGACCCCGAAUCAGAGAUAAAACUACCGGGAUUGCCAUUGCUGAAGACGAAGGAGCUUCCCACAUUCCUACAACCUUCUAAUGUUUACUCUUUUGCCAUUCCGUUCAUGGACGAGCACUUCACUGAACUGGAGAGGGACGCGAAGCCAAGAGUUCUGGUGAACACUUUCGAAGCGUUGGAAUCGGAGGCAAUCAGAGCCGUGGAUAAGCUGAACAUGAUCCCCAUCGGGCCGUUGAUUCCUUCUGCGUUUUUAGACGGGAAGGAUCCGAGUGACAAAUCGUUUGGGGUUGACAUCUUUAGGUGUUCCUCAGGUGGUUACAUGGAAUGGCUGGACUCGCAGGCAGAGCGUUCGGUGGUGUAUGUUGCAUUCGGAAGCCUUUCGUUGUUAUCUAGGAAGCAGGUGAAGGAAAUCGCACGUGCCCUUUCGGAUUCUGAAAGGCCAUUCUUGUGGGUCAUGAAAGAUAACGAAACGACAAUGGAAGAGAACCGGACAAAAGAAGGAGGAGGGGAACAUGUUGGGAGAGUAGAAGAGAAGAAAAAGCAGGAAAAAGAGAAGAAUGGGGAUAAAGAAGACAAGUGGAGGAAGGAACUGGAAGAGAAGGGUAUGAUAGUCAACUGGUGUAGCCAAGUGGAGGUUCUGUCACAUAGGGCGGUGGGAUGUUUCGUGACGCACUGUGGUUGGAAUUCGAGCUUAGAAAGCUUAGUUUCGGGGGUUCCCAUGGUGGCGUUUCCUCAGUGGACGGACCAGGUGACGAAUGCGAAGCUGAUAGAAGACGUGUGGAGGACAGGUACGAGGGUGAAGGUGAACGAGGAAGGAGUAGCAGAGAGUGAGGAAAUUAGGAGGUGUUUGGAUGUGGUGUUGGGGGAGGGAGAGAAAGCAGUGGAAAUGAGAAACGAGGCAGAGAAAUGGAUGGAUUUGGCUAGAGAGGCCGUGAAGGAAGGAGGGUCUUCCCAUCAGAAUCUAAGGGCUUUUCUGAAUGAUUUAGCACGUUGCUGAUGAUGAGUUAUCUCAUGACUUUAAUUUUUGUUAUUUAGUUUCAUCACUUGUUGAUCUCUCUGUGAACUUUAGUUUGGGUGUAUUUACUAUUUCGCGUUGUUAGGCUGUCCGUACUAUUUUUUCUGCGUCGAGCUUAUGUGCUUCGUAUUGGUUACAUCGUUUUGUAAAAGCCCGGAUUCUGUGAACUUGUGUGAA